Molecule: messenger RNA, 3253 nt
Organism: Lactuca sativa (garden lettuce)
Lineage: Eukaryota; Viridiplantae; Streptophyta; Magnoliopsida; Asterales; Asteraceae
Biological process (GO): protein phosphorylation
Molecular function (GO): protein binding; protein kinase activity; ATP binding
Source: RefSeq, a predicted model, not a curated record
UUCUCUUACACAUCAUAAAUAAAAAGAAUGAAUUGGUUAUUAAUGGAGAAGGAGAAGAGUGUUAUCGUCGAUAUAUUUUUGCUUCUGCUUGCUACAAUUUCCCUUUUACCCCUUGUAGCUUACGGUUCCACUGAUGAAGUCGCUGCUCUUCUUAAAUGGAAAGCUAGCCUGCAACUACAAAACAAUAAUGCAGUAUUAUCUUCAUGGGUACCUCCUCUUCCCAACAGUCAAAACGCUCAAACAAUGGCAACUAUGUUUUGGUGCACUUGGUAUGGCGUUUCGUGCAAUUCUGAUGGAAGCGUGACCAGAUUGAACCUCUCAUCCUCGGGAUUAACUGGUACUCUAAAUAGCUUCACGUUUUCAUCAUUUCCCAACCUUACAUAUUUUGAACUAAGCGAGAACAAUUUUUCUGGGAUCAUCCCAGCUGGGAUCAGCAACCUGUCCAAACUUGUUUAUCUUCAUUUUGAUUCUAAUCAUUUUUCCAGCAUGAUACCUCCAGAAAUUGGACUCUUGGCAAAUCUUGAGACACUUCACUUGCUUGAAAAUGAGUUAAUUGGUUCAAUCCCACAUGAGAUAUGCAAUAUGAAGUUUCUUUCUGAGCUUGCUUUGUAUGCCAAUGCUCUUACUGGUGCCAUUCCUUUCUGUCUAGGUAACAUGACCAACCUCAGUUAUCUAUUUCUCAAUGAUAACAAACUCGUUGGUUCCAUUCCUUAUGUAUUAGGAAACCUCUCAAAUUUAAGUGAGCUGCAUUUGCACAACAAUUCUCUAACCGGGACCAUUCCAAACUCUCUUGGAAAUCUGAGCAAUCUGACUAUAUUAAAUCUGUUUCGCAAUCGGAUACAUGGCUCCAUUCCUCCUGAAAUAGGUAGUUUGAGUUCGCUUCAAUGGCUAAAUCUUAACGAUAAUAGUCUCACAGGUUCAAUCCCGAAUUCUUUAGGCCGUCUUCAAUCCCUUACCCUUCUGCGUCUCUAUUCGAACAACCUUUCUGGUCCAAUUCCCGAAGAGUUUGGAAACAUGAUAUCCCUCGUCAGGCUGCAAGUAAGUUAUAAUCUGCUCAAUGGUUCCAUUCCAAAGUCAUUUGGUAACCUCCUAAAUUUACAGAGUUUGUAUCUUAGAAAUAACCAAUUUUCUGGUCCUCUUCCACAAGAGUUGGGAAAUCUCAAGUUUGUUGUGCUUGAACUUUCAGAAAAUAAAUUUUCAGGUUCUUUACCAGAUAAUAUAUGUAAUGGAAGGAGAUUAGAGUUGUUGCUUGUAAGUCAAAAUAAACUGACAGGCACAAUGCCCAAGAGCUUGUAUAACUGUACAAGUCUAGUUAGAGUACGGUUCGAUGGAAACCAGGUCACUGGAAAUAUAUCCGAAAUAUUUGGUGUUUACCCUCACCUCCGAUUCAUCAAUCUCAACGACAACAAGGUUUAUGGGGAACUUUCUGACAACUGGAGUAAAUGCAAAAAUUUGACCACGAUGCAACUUGGAGGAAAUGAUAUCAGUGGUAGCAUACCUCCAUCUCUUGGUAAUUCUACUCAAAUAGAAAUGCUUAAUCUUUCGUUUAAUCAUUUGGUUGGGGAGAUCCCAAAGGAAUUUGUGAGGAUGAAUCGCUUAUUGAAUCUGGUUUUAACCAGUAACCGACUUUCGGGUGCACUACCAGCAGAAGUAGGAUCGCUUAGUGCACUCUCUCUCUUGGACCUAUCUUUGAAUAAUUUUACAGGGCCCAUCCCUUAUACUUUUGGGAAUUGCUUAAAUCUCUUUCAUGUGAACUUGUCAAACAACAAAUUUACACAUGAAAUUCCAGUACAAUUAGAGAAAUUGUCGCACUUGUCAGUUCUUGAUCUCAGUCGCAAUUCAUUCACUUCAAAUAUACCAUCACAAAUUGCAAGUUUAAGUAGUUUAGAGAAGCUGAAUCUCUCUCACAAUAAACUCUCGGGCAAUAUCCCUAACUCCAUGGAAGCAAUGAAUGCUUUGUGGAGCAUUGACGUGUCCUACAAUGAGUUGGAAGGUCCCAUUCCCAACAGCAAAGGCUUUCUGAAUACUUCUCUAGAAGGUUUACAAGGGAAUAAAGGUUUGUGUGGUAACAUCACUGGAUUACAACAGUGCGACAACGAUUUGAUAGUGGAAAAUGAUAAGAACAGACGCCAAAAGCUUGCACUUAUUGUUUCACUCCCUCUUCUCGGAGCACUUCUACUUCUUAGUAUAUUCAUUGGAAUGGUGAUCUUCUAUUACCGAAGAAAGAAGCUGUCAUCAACAACAAAGGUCAUAGAGGAUCACGUCCUGGACUUCUUUUCCAUAUCAACUUUUAGCGGAAAGGAAGCAUAUGAUGAAAUCUUGAAGGUAACACAGGAGUUUAAUGAAGCAUAUUGUAUAGGAAAGGGAAGAUGUGGAGCAGUGUACAGAGCAAAGUUGACAUCAAAUAAGAUAGUUGCUGUUAAGAGAAUUCAUUCAUCUUUGGAUAUGGUUGAUCGUAAUAGCUUUUUACGUGAGGUUAAGGCAUUAACUGAAAUAAGGCACAGGAAUAUUGUGAAGCUAUAUGGGUAUUGUUUACAUACAAAACACUCAUUUUUGAUUUAUGAGUACCUGGAAGGAGGUAACUUGUAUGAAAUGUUGAGGAAAGAAGCUACUCAAACUUUGGGAUGGACCAAGAGAGUGAAUAUAAUCAAAGGCAUCGCCUAUGCUUUGUCAUAUAUGCACCAUGACUGCUCACCCCCAAUAGUUCACCGAGACAUCUCAAGCAAAAAUAUUAUGUUGGACUUAGAGGGUGAAGCUUGUGUAUCAGAUUUUGGCACCUCCAAGAUUUUGAAUCCAAAUUCUUCUAAUGAGAGUGCUCUUGCUGGAACAUUUGGAUACCUUGCACCAGAACUUGCUUAUACAAUGAAGGUAACUGAAAAGUGUGACGUGUAUAGUUUUGGGGUUCUAGCACUAGAAGUGAUCAAAGGAGAACAUCCAGGUGGUAUCAUUGCCUCUCUCUCAGAUGGGAAGAUGAAGAAGCUACAAGAUAUGGUUGAUCAACACCUUCCAACCGCGUCGAUAGAAAUAAAGAAGGUGUUGACUAACGUUAUAAUUUUGGCAAUAAGAUGUUUGAAUAAUAAUCCUGAAAUGAGGCCAACAAUGUAUUAUGUUUCCCAAAAGAUUUCAGAAGAUUGUAAAGAUGUUUUGUAAAAUAUUUAAGGAUACCAUAAGAUGGGCAAUUGUUAUCUUUAGAAUGUAUUUAGCAAAAGGUGAACCAAUAUUGAUGUAAAUAAACACUAAAAUGUUCAAAGGU